This is a messenger RNA of Hemisphaericaspora subhashii, 2394 nucleotides long. It is a transcript of the gene ADE5,7, whose product is annotated as bifunctional aminoimidazole ribotide synthase/glycinamide ribotide synthase. The transcript has a single exon. Gene Ontology annotation, cellular component: cytosol. Bases 1 to 2394 code for a protein of 797 amino acids. Gene Ontology annotation, molecular function: phosphoribosylamine-glycine ligase activity; ATP binding; metal ion binding. NCBI's taxonomy places the organism in Eukaryota, Fungi, Ascomycota, Pichiomycetes, Serinales, Debaryomycetaceae. The record is from RefSeq and is a predicted model, not a curated record. Gene Ontology annotation, biological process: 'de novo' IMP biosynthetic process; adenine biosynthetic process.
AUGUCCAACUUAAACAUUCUUGUCAUCGGUAACGGUGGUAGAGAACAUGCGAUUGUUUGGAGAUUAGCUCAAUCUUCAACCGUAUCUAAGAUUUAUGUUGCUCCAGGUAAUGGAGGAACUGCAACCUCAUCAUCAAAAAUUAUCAAUGUUCCUGAAUUAUCAAGUUCUCCAAAGGAUUUCGAUAAAUUACAAAAAUUUGCGUUGGAAAAUUCAAUCAAUUUAGUUAUUCCAGGCCCUGAACAACCUUUAGUCGAUGGUAUUACUACUGUUUUCACUAAAGUUGGUAUUCCAGUAUUUGGACCAUCUGCCAAGGCAGCAACCAUGGAAGGCUCUAAAGCUUUCAGUAAAGAAUUCAUGGACCGUCACAAUAUUCCAACUGCACAAUUUAAAAACUUCACUAAUGUUGAAGAAGCCAGAAAACAUAUUGAAACUGUUGAUUACAAGAUCGUCUUAAAAGCAGAUGGUAUUGCUGCUGGUAAAGGUGUCUUGAUUCCAGAAACUAAGGAAGAAGCAUUACAAGGAUUGAAUGAAAUCAUGGUUGAUAAGAAUUUCGGUGAUGCCGGUAAUGAAAUUGUCAUUGAAGAAUAUUUAGAUGGAGAUGAAUUAAGUAUUUUGACUAUUACUGAUGGUUAUAGUUUUUUCAAUUUACCAGCCGCACAAGAUCACAAACGUGUUGGAGAUGGUGAUAGUGGAUUAAACACUGGUGGUAUGGGUGCUUAUGCUCCAGCUCCGAUUGCUACUCAAGAAGUAUUAAAUAAAAUCGAUGCCAAUAUUAUCAAACCAACCAUUGAUGGAAUGAGACAAGAUGGAUUCCCAAUGUGUGGUGUCUUAUUCACUGGUAUCAUGUUGGCUCCAAAUGGUGAACCAAAAGUAUUGGAAUAUAACGUUAGAUUCGGUGAUCCAGAAACUCAAACUGUUUUACCUUUAUUAAGUGAUGACACUGAUUUAGCUCAAGUUAUGUUAGCAGCAGCUGAGCACAGAUUAGAUUCCGUAGUAGUGAAAACCAAGGAAAACAUGUAUUCUACCACUGUCGUCAUGGCUGCUGGCGGAUAUCCAGAAUCUUAUGGAAAAGGUGACGAAAUCACCAUUAAGGAACCAUUGCCUGCCGACACCUUCAUUUUCCAUGCUGGUACUGGAGUCAACAACGGUAAAGUUGUUACUUCAGGUGGUAGAGUUAUCGCUUCUACUGCUAUUGCAUCUACAUUAAGAGAGUCCGUUGACAAAGCCUACAUUGGUGUCGAUCAUGUCACUUUCAACAAGAAAUACAACCGUAAAGAUAUCGCUCAUCGUGCAUUCCGUGCUGCCGACAAGCAACAAAGUCAAGGUGGUGUCACCUAUGCCGAAGCAGGUGUCUCCGUCGAUAAUGGGAAUUUAUUAGUUGAGCAAAUUAAAGCCAAAGUCAAAUCUACUGCCAGAUCUGGUGCUGAUUCUGAUAUUGGUGGAUUCGGAGGUUUAUUCGACUUAAAAGCUGCUGGUUACAAUACUGAUGAAACCUUAUUAGUUGCCGCCACUGAUGGGGUUGGAACUAAAUUACGUAUUGCCCAAAUAAUGAAUAUUCAUGAUACUGUAGGUAUCGAUUUAGUCGCCAUGAAUGUUAAUGAUUUAGUUGUCCAAGGGGCUGAACCAUUAAUGUUUUUGGAUUAUUUUGCAACUGGGAAAUUAGAUAUUGAAAUUGCUGCUAAAUUCGUCAAUGGGGUUGCUGAUGGUUGUAUUCAAGCUGGAUGUGCAUUGGUUGGAGGUGAAACUUCAGAAAUGCCAGGGAUGUAUGACGAAGGCCAUUAUGAUACAAAUGGGACUGCUGUAGGUGCUGUUACCAAAUCUAAGAUUUUACCAAGAAUAAGUUCAAUGAAAGCAGGUAAUGUUUUGAUUGGGUUAAGAUCUGAUGGGGUUCAUUCUAAUGGGUUUUCCUUAGUGCGUAAGAUUGUUGAAAUCUCAGAAUACGAAUAUCAAUCAGUUGCUCCAUGGACAAAUAGUGGUAAGAGUAUUGGAGAAGAAUUAUUAGUCCCAACUAAGAUUUAUGUCAAACAACUAUUGAGAUCAAUCAAUCAAGAUCUUUUAUUAGGUUUGGCUCAUAUCACCGGUGGUGGAUUGGUUGAGAAUAUUCCAAGAGCAUUACCUAAAAAUUUACAAGCUAAAGUAGAUAUGAAUACUUGGGAAGUUCCUGAAAUUUUCAAAUGGUUUGGAAAACAAGGAAAAGUUCCAUAUGAUGAUAUUUUAAAGACAUUCAAUUUAGGUAUUGGUAUGGUUUUGAUUGUUGAAAAGGAAAAUGUUGAACAAGUUCUUACAAACUUGAAACAAGAUGGAGAACCAGAUGCCGCAGUUAUUGGUGAAUUGGUGGAAAGAACCGAAGGACAACCUGGAUGUGUUGUUGAUAAUGUUGAUGGAUUAUAUUAA